AUUGCCUUAUUAUAAUCUUGCAUUGGUUAUGUCAUCUAAUAUCAUGCAUAUAGCAAUUUUGGGAGAAAAUGAGUCAUACAACAUAAACUUUACAGUAUUCUCCUGUACAUUCCUACUACUCUUAGGUCCUACUCAAGAACAGGAUUUCCAAACAACAUGCAUUAAGAAUCACAUAUUCACAUUCAAAUUCAAUAAUCCUCCUCUACCAAGUUCUAUCAAAACUUUAAUCAAGAAUAAGAGAUCAUAUAAUAAUAGGUUCGUUUUAUAAUGGAACAAAAGAAAUCUUCUAUUGUUCUUGUUUUGAGAGAGUUCAAGCCGCACUUUCUGAUGGUGUUAGCUCAAGUUGGCUAUGCAUUCUUGUAUUUUAUCACUGAAGCUUCCUUCAACCAUGGGAUGAGUCCUUUCUUGUAUGUAACCUACCGCCAUAUCGUAGCGGCGGUUGUCAUGUUCCCAUUUGCAUUUUUUCUAGAGAGAAAUGAGAGACCAAAGCUCACAUUUGCUCUAUUCAUGGAAAUUUUUGUGCUUUCCUUGGCUGGGAUUAGUGUACCAAUCAAUAUGUACUUUGCAAGCCUGCAGUACACUUCUCCAACCUUUGUUGCUUCCAUUGUUAACGUCAUAGCUUCCCUUACCUUCAUCAUUGCCGUAGUACUAAGGUAUGAGACUCUUGAUGUUCGAGAUCCCCGGGGAAUAGCUAAAGUUACAGGGACAAUGUUGUCCUUAAGUGGUGUAAUGACAAUGACACUAUACAAAGGACCUACCAUGAGAAAUUUGUGGCAUGAGAACUGGCUCAAGGGUUCUCUUCUUGCAGUUAUAAGCUGUGUUUCAUGGUCUGUCUGGUAUAUCAUGCAGGCAGCCACUUUGAAAAGAUAUCCAGCACAGUUGUCCCUUACUACAUGGAUGUGCUUUGUUGGAGCAGCACAAUCAGCUGUUUUCACAGUCUUAAUUAUAGGGCAUAAACCUUCAGCUUGGACUAUAGGGUUCAACAUUGACCUGUGGUCCACAUUAUAUGGUGGAAUUGUGAUAGCUGGUUUGAUAAUAUACAUUCAGCUGUGGUGCACUGAGAAAAAGGGGCCAGUCUUCGUUACAAUGACUACGCCCCUUUGUACCAUACUUGCUGCAAUUUUAGCAUACUUUGUCUUUGGUGAGAAACUUUACCUCGGCAGCAUCAUAGGCGCAACUUUUGUCAUCAUUGGUCUAUACUUGCUGUUGUGGGGUAAAGAAGGUGACCAAAAGAUUCAUAUCAACACCAAACCUUGCAGUGGUGAAGAUCCAGAAUGCAGACUACAAUCAGUACCUUAGACUUGAAAAAGGAGAAAUCCAAAUCCAAGUGGAGGAAAAGUAAAUCAAAUAAGUCAUUUAAGACAUUUAGUUUGUGUAAUAUAUACAAUUUAAGAUUUUCAAUUUUUAACUCUAUAAAAUCAGCUUCAAAUUAA
This is a messenger RNA of Arachis duranensis, 1433 nucleotides long. RefSeq names its product WAT1-related protein At5g07050. The transcript has 8 exons. Gene Ontology annotation, cellular component: plasma membrane. Gene Ontology annotation, molecular function: transmembrane transporter activity. The coding region runs from base 268 to 1299 and encodes 343 amino acids. Lineage: Eukaryota; Viridiplantae; Streptophyta; Magnoliopsida; Fabales; Fabaceae. The record is from RefSeq and is a predicted model, not a curated record.